Molecule: messenger RNA, 2729 nt
Organism: Tarenaya hassleriana
Lineage: Eukaryota; Viridiplantae; Streptophyta; Magnoliopsida; Brassicales; Cleomaceae
Product: chloroplastic group IIA intron splicing facilitator CRS1, chloroplastic
Exons: 9
Coding region: 99-2330 (743 amino acids)
Biological process (GO): RNA splicing, via transesterification reactions
Molecular function (GO): mRNA binding
Source: RefSeq, a predicted model, not a curated record
CGUUACCUUAUCCCAACUCUUUAUUCUGACGCCUUGGAUAAGUAGAUAAAUUGUAGGGAGCGGACGGAAGUUGCAGGCUUUCUCACCAAUUACGACUCAUGCUUGCAUCGCUCUUCUUCUCGCUCCGAACUCCGUCUCUGAUUAUCGUCUCCUGCUCCGCAAACCCUAAUCAAAAGCCUCCAAAUGCGACAAAUCAUCAUCAAGUCGAGCAAAUCAGGAACAACCCAGGAUUCCCCGUGUCCAAAGAACCCACCAGAAACCCUGAUGCUGUGAUCAAGGUCCCGACGGCUCCAUGGAUGAAGGGUCCUCUAUUGGUCCGACCCGAUGAAGUUCUCGACCUUUCAAAACCCAUGAAGAGGCGCAGCAGCGGACGUAAGGUUGAGGAGAAGACGUUCAAGGCGUUGAAUCGCAGAGAGAGCGGGAUCAGGGGGAGGAAAGCGAUGAAGAAAAUCGUCCGGAACGUCGAGAAGCUCGAAGAGAAUAGCGAUUCGGACGAAGGCCAUAUGGAGAGUCGGGACGAUUUCGUGUUCGAUGAGUAUUUGGACCAUAUACCGGAGAAUCCGGCGGAAUUCGAGGCCGGUAAGAGAUUUGGCGGGAAAAUGCCAUGGUACAGAGAAGAAGAGAGGUUCAUACUGCGGAGGACGAAGAAGGAGAAGGCUCCGACGGCGGCUGAGCUCAGCCUUGACGAAGAUUUGCUGAAGAGACUGAGGCGUGAAGCUAUGAGGAUGAAAAAAUGGGUGAAGGUGAAGAAAGCGGGUGUUACAGAGGAUGUGGUGAAUGAUAUUAGGUUGAUUUGGAGAAGAAACGAGUUGGCGAUGGUGAAAUUUGACGUCCCUCUGUGUCGGAAUAUGGAGCGAGCUCAAGAGAUCAUCGAGAUGAAGACUGGAGGCUUGGUUGUCCUGAGCAAGAAGGAUUUUCUUGUAGUUUACAGAGGAUCCAAUUAUCUUUCCCCAUCAAAAUAUACAUCAGAGACGAGGAAUUCGACUUGGGUUAGGGGACAAGACUACAAAUCAAGCACGACAGAAGCUAAUACUGGUGAAUCCAUUGGCGUUUUCAGAAAAGAAAAUGAGACCAUUGAGCUGGUUAACACAUCAUUGUACGAGAGAGAAGCUGAUAGGUUGUUGGAUGGCUUAGGGCCUCGGUACAUUGACUGGUGGAUGAGAAGACCAUUUCCAGUUGACGCAGACUUGCUUCCCGAAGUGGUUCCUGGGUACAGACCUCCGUUUAGACGUUGUCCGCCAAAUACUAAGGCUAAGCUGACAGAUGAGGAGCUUACUUACUUGAGAAAGCUGGCUCAGUCUUUGCCAUUUCAUUUUGUCCUCGGAAGGAACCGAGGGCUUCAAGGUCUAGCUGCUGCAAUCUCGAAGUUAUGGGAGAAAUGUAUCAUAUCGAAGAUUGCCAUCAAAUGGGGUGCUCUGAAUACAAACAAUGAGCAAAUGGCAGAUGAACUGAAGGAUCUCACGGGAGGUGUUUUGAUUCUACGCAAUAAAUACUUGAUAAUACUUUUCAGAGGCAAGGAUUUCCUUCCCGAUGAAGUUGCAGAUUUGGUAGAUGACAGAGAAAGAAUCCUCCGAAGAUAUCAACACUUUGAGGAAACUGAACGGGUAAAAGAUAUCGAGACUUUUGAGAUAGCCAUUGAUGGGCAAAUUGAGGAAACCAGCAAAGCUGGAACCUUGAUAGAGUUUCAAGAACUUCAGAGAAAAUAUGGGGAAAUGGAAAAGAAAAAUAUGGAGAUGGAAGCUGAGAGAGCAAAACUGGAGAGGGAACUUAGAGAGCAAGAACACAAGCUUUCGAUGCUAAAAUCAAAGAUAGAGAAAUCGGCAGCGGAGUUGAUUAAGUUGAAUUCUAUGUGGAAACCGUCUGAGGAAGACGAGGACAUUGAGAUACUGACAAAUGAGGAAAGGGAAUGCUUGAGGAGAAUAGCACUGAAAAUGAGUGGCAGCUUGGUUCUUGGUAGAAGAGGGAUCUUUGAUGGGGUCAUAGAAGGGAUACAUCAGCACUGGAAACACAGGGAAGUAGCAAAGGUGCUCACAAUGCAGAAGAUUUACUCGAGAGUUCUUUAUACAGCAAAAUCACUUGAAGCAGAGAGCGGAGGGGUACUCGUUUCAGUGGAGAAACUUAAAGAAGGUUACGCCAUUAUCGUUUACAGAGGCAAGAAUUACAGACGUCCUCCAAAACCAAUGUCCCUUAACCUUCUCACGAAAAGAAAAGCUUUGCAAAGGUCUCUUGAGAUGCAGCGUCUCGGUUCGUUGAGAUUUUUCGCAUACCAGAGAGAUCGAGCAAUAGUGGAUUUGAAGCUCAAAUUGGAUGAACUGAACAAAAGGACGUGACUUGAAAGGUUCAAGAUAAAACCAAACGGUGGACAUUCCUGAAGUCUGUGCAGUUCAUCAGAUGAACAAAGACUGGAUCGAAGAAAGAAAGCAUCACCGGAUUAUAAAUCCGACAAGACCCAGAAAACAGACAGACCAGGAAAAUCUUCGUGGAGCCAAAUGGGCCGAUGCCAUAAUGAUAAUCAGGGAUGAAGAACAUGCCCUCCUGGCAAAAGAUAAGCUCAAGAUUUCUGGAGUUUAGAUGAAGAGGGGAAAAAGAAGAAGAAGAGAUGAUUUCUUUCUUCUUUUUCCAGAGUUAAAGUACUCGAGUUGUCCAGAGACCUGACACAAAACAAAUCCAAUAUAUAUACGUAAUUUAUUUAUGAUUGAAAUGGUGCGGUGCGUACACCAAGGUUCUUA